ACAGGACUCUGACGCACUGCAGUACCGCGAGGAAGUUUUGAGUGUAGUAAUUAAUGUACAGCGUCUCACGUGUUUGACCUCUGAGUAUAAUUAUAAUUUAUGUUAGCUUUAAAUCAGUACAUGUGCGACAUUGAUAAAUUAAAACAUAUAGCUGUUUUGCAGAAGUGCAGCGUCUUCGUUCUCGAGGCAUCAAGAAAAUAUAAACAAGGCUGUCACGGAGCUCGCCAGGGACAUGGGUCAGCUUUGCGCUGCAACACUCUUACCAUUUGGUGUCAUCUGCGUUGUUUUUAUUUGGGAUUGUGGUGCCAGUUCUUUAAUAAAAACAAGAUUUGCAGUGCUCACUUCAAGGGAGGAGUGUCCAGAAAACAAGGUAGUGACCGUGGAGUACCCCUGUAUUACAGCAAGGGGCACGGAUGGCACCUGUCUCAGGAGGAAAUGCUGUGAGGGCUUCAGGUUCGUGAUGGGCCAGUGCAUACCUGAAAAUGUGGAUGUGUGUUCUGGCUCCCCCUGUGAACAGCAGUGCACAGACAACUUUGGACGCGUUGUCUGCACCUGUUACCCCGGAUACCGCUUUGAUCGAGAGAGGCAUCGCAACCACCAGACCUACUGUUUAGACAUCGAUGAGUGUAUGGAGUCUGACAGCAGUGUCUGUGAUCACAGCUGCGAGAACACCGUGGGCAGCUUCCUGUGUCGCUGUCACAGGGGUUACAUCCUGGCACCGGACAAGCACUCCUGUAUACCCAGUCACAACCUGAGCUCGUCGGGGAAGUCUGACACCCUGAUGAGUGCUGGCUCCUGCUCCCUCACCUGUCAGGACUUUGUCAACAUGAGGAACAGCCUGAUGCAGCUCAAACUGAGGCUGGGCAGCACUCAGUCACCUAACCAGGUGUUGUCUCCUGGCCUGGCUAACAGCAGUGAUAAGCCUUCUGCUGGGAGGUUGGGGAAAGGUCCUGACACCCCCGCCCUCCCUGGUCCUCCUGGCUCUUCAGGAUCCCGUGGGGUCCCAGGCCAAUCAGGAGUGCCGGGGGAGAAGGGAGAACCUGGAGAGAGAGGCCUGACCGGCCCCCUGGGGCCACGGGGAGACAUGGGCCCUAUGGGCCCCGAGCCUGACCUGGAGCACAUCAAGAGGGGUCGCAGAGGAGCUGUGGGACCUCCUGGCGCACCAGGCAGAGAUGGACUGAAGGGUGACAGGGGAACUCCUGGUCCCAGAGGUCUACCAGGACCUCCCGGCUCCUUCGACUUCCUCCUGGUCAUGAUGGCCGACAUUCGCAUUGACAUCAUCGAGCUGCAGGAGCAAGUGUUUGGGAAGAGGCGGGGCCUCUCCUUAGACAACCCGCCCCACUCCAGCGGAGAGACAGGGUUCGGAGAGUGGAGCUCCGGACAAGGAGAGCUCAUGCUCAAUACCUGAACUCCAUAACCCUGCCCACGGCAACGGUCACUCAAAACGAUAAGCCAAAGGGAACUAAUUAAUCAACUGACUCUUGUAAACCAGAGACAUUGAACUGACUGAACUGACUCCUUUCCUCCAGUGAAACCUUGUCUCUAAAACCCAAAUAGGACUGUAUGAGUUGAGGAGACCUCUGAUCAGCUCUCUCCUGUCAGAGACAGACUAUAAACAAACGGAGAGAGAGGGAGAGAGAGAGAGAGAGAGGGAGAGAGAAAGAAUGGCAAAGAUGGAACCACUGACCGUCCAAACCAAACCACUGCAAGCUUUGCCUUGCCGCCUUGAUUUUUCCUUCUGGCCUGGUCCAGUCUGAGGACUGAGGAGAGGGGGUAUGCCUUUGCGUGCAACAAGGGGGUGAUGGUUGUAGCCCUGUGUGACUGUGUCUUUGUGCGCUCUGAGCUGAACAGCUUCAAACACAGCAAGGGCUUUAUCGUCUGCAUCUCUUCCUGUUCCUGUCAAAUCUGUACAGUCCGAGGAGAGGAGACUCCGGUCGGUCGCUGCCUGACACUGCUUACCUGCCCUGCAGGGCCUAGAACCAGACUCAGGCCCCAGACUGCACCUGUCCAUGCAACAACCCAAAUCAACAGCUUUUAUACCAUUGCCACUACACUACAGUCUCUCUGAAGCAUCUUUAGAGAUACAGUACAUAUACUAUAUUAGCAAAACUAGGUGGAUACCUGCUCAUCCAACAUUUUUUUAUUUUUAAUUUAACCUUUAUUUAACCAGGUAGGCUAGUUGAGAACAAGUUCUCAUUUACAACUGUGACCUGGCCAAGAUAAAGCAAAGCAGUGUGAACAGACAACAACACAGAGUUACACAUGGAGUAAACAAUAAACAAGUCAAUAACACAGUAGAAAAAAAGAAAAAAGAGAGUCUAUAUACAUUGUGUGCAAAAGGCAUGAGGAGGUAGGCGAAUAAUUACAAUUUAUCAGAUUAACACUGGAGUGAUAAAUGAUCAGAUGGUCAUGUGCAGGUAGAGAUACUAGUGUGCAAAAGAGCAGAAAAGUAAAUAAAUUAAAACAGUAUGGGGAUGAGGUAGGUAAAUUGGGUGGGCUAUUUACCGAUGGACUAUGUACAGCUGCAGCGAUCAGUUAGCUGUUCAGAUAGCAGGUGUUUAAAGUUGGUGAGGGAGAUAAAAGUCUCCAACUUCAGCGAUUUUUGCAAUUCGUUCCAGUCACAGGCAGCAGAGAACUGGAAGGAAAGGCGGCCAAAUGAGGUGUUGGCUUUAGGGAUGAUCAGUGAGAUACACCUGCUGGAGCGCGUGCUACGGGUGGGUGUUGCCAUCGUGACCAGUGAACUGAGAUAAGGCGGGGCUUUACCUAGCAUGGACUUGUAGAUGACCUGGAGCCAGUGGGUCUGGCGACGAAUAUGUAGAAAGGACCAGCCGACUAGAGCAUACAGGUCGCAGUGGUGGGUGGUAUAAGGUGCUUUAGUAACAAAACGGAUGGCACUGUGAUAAACUGCAUCCAGUUUGCUGAGUAGAGUAUUGGAAGCUAUUUUGUAGAUGACAUUGCCGAAUUCGAGGAUCGGUAGGAUAGUCAGUUUUACUAGGGUAAGUUUGGUGGUGUGAGUGAAGGAGGCUUUGUUGCGGAAUAGGAAGCCGACUCUAGAUUUGAUUUUCGAUUGGAGAUGUUUGAUAUGAGUCUGGAAGGAGAGUUUAUAGUCUAGCCAGACACCUAGGUACUUAUAGAUGUCCACAUAUUCUAGGUCGGAACCAUCCAGGGUGGUGAUGCUGGUCAGGCGUGCGGGUGCAGGCAGCAAACGGUUGAAAAGCAAGCAUUUGGUUUUACUAGCGUUUAAGAGCAGUUGGAGGCCACGGAAGGAGUGUUGUAUGGCAUUGAUGCUCAUUUGGAGGUUAGAUAGCACAGUGUCCAAGGAAGGGCCAGAAGUAUACAGAAUGGUGUCAUCUCCGUAGAGGUGGAUCAGCGAAUCGCCCGCAGCAAGAGCAACAUCAUUGAUAUAUACAGAGAAAAGAGUCGGCCCGAGAAUUGAACCCUGUGGCACCCCCAUAGAGACUGCCAGAGGACCGGACAACAUGCCCUCCGAUUUGACACACUGAACUCUGUCUGCAAAGUAGUUGGUGAACCAGGCAAGGCAGUCAUUAGAAAAACCGAGGCUACUGAGUCUGCCGAUUAGAAUAUGGUGAUUGACAGAGUCGAAAGCCUUGGCCAGGUCGAUGAAGACGGCUGCACAGUACUGUCUUUUAUUGAUGGCGGUUAUGAUAUCGUUUAGUACCUUGAACGUGGCUGAGGUGCACCCGUGACCGGCUCGGAAACCAGAUUGCACAGCGGAGGUGAUAUGGUGGGAUUCGAGAUGGUCAGUGAUCUGUUUGUUGACUAGGCUUUCGAAGACCUUAGAUAGGCAGGGCAGGAUGGAUAUAGGUCUGUAACUGUUUGGGUCCAGGGUGUCUCCUCCUUUGAAGAGGGGGAUGACUGCGGCAGCUUUCCAAUCCUUGGGGAUCUCAGACGAUAUGAAAGAGAGGUUGAACAGGCUGGUAAUAGGGGUUGCGACAAUGGUGGCGGAUAGUUUCAGAAGAGGGUCCAGAUUGUCAAGCCCAGCUGAUUUGUACGGGUCCAGGUUUUGCAGCUCUUUCAGAACAUCUGCUAUCUGGAUUUGGGUAAAGGAGAAGCUGGGGAGGCUUGGGCGAGUAGCUGCGGGGGGGGGCAUGGCCAGCCGUUGAGAAAUGCUUGUUGAAGUUUUCGAUUAUCAUGGAUUUAUCAGUGGUGACCGUGUUACCUAGCCUCAGUGCAGUGGGCAGCUGGGAGGAGGUGCUCUUGUUCUCCAUGGACUUUACAGUGUCCCAGAACUUUUGGGCGUUAGAGCUACAGGAUGCACAUUUCUGCUUGAAAAAGCUGGCCUUUGCUUUCCUGACUGACUUGGUUCCUGACCUCCCUGAACAGUUGCAUAUCGCGGGGACUAUUUGAUGCUAUUGCAGUCCGCCACAGGAUGUUUUUGUGCUGGUCGAGGGCAGUCAGGUCUGGAGUGAACCAAGGGCUGUAUCUGUUCUUAGUUCUGCAUUUUUUGAACAGAGCAUGCUUAUCUGAAAUGGUGAGGAAGUUUCUUUUAAAGAAUGACCAGGCAUCCUCAAGUGACGGGAUGAGGUCAAUAUCCUUCCAGGAUACCCGGGCCACAUCGAUUAGAAAGGCCUGCUCACAGAAGUGUUUUAGGGAGCGUUUGACAGUGAUUAGGGGUGGUCGUUUGACUGCGGACCCGUAGCGGAUACAGGCAAUGAGGCAGUGAUCGCUGAGAUCCUGAUUGAAGACAGCGGAGGUGUAUUUGGAGUGCCAGUUGGUCAGGAUAACGUCUAUGAGGGUGCCCUUGUUUACAGAGUUAGGGUUGUACCUGGUGGGUUCCUUGAUGAUUUGUGUGAGAUUGAGGGCAUCUAGCUUAGAUUGUAGGACUGCCGGGGUGUUAAGCAUAUCCCAGUUUAGGUCAACUAACAGAACAAACUCUGAAGCUAGAUGGGUGGCGAUCAAUUCACAAAUGGUGUCCAGGGCACAGCUGGGAGCUGAGGGGGGUCGGUAGCAGGCGGCAACAGUGAGACACUUAUUUCUGGAGAGAGUCAUUUUUUUAAUUAGUUGUUUGAACUGUUUGGGUAUGCACCUGGAAAGUAUGACAUUACUUUGCAGGCUAUCUCUGCAGUAGACUGCAACUCCGUCUGCUUUGGCAGUUCUAUCUUGACGGAGAAUGUUAUAGUUGGGUAUGGAAAUCUCCGAAUUUUUGGUGGCCUUCCUAAGCCAGGAUUCAGACAUGGCAAGGACAUCAGGGUUGGCAGAGUGUGCUAAAGCAGUGAGUAAAACAAACUUAGGGAGGAGGCUUCUGAUGUAGACAUGCAUGAAACCAAGGCUUUUUCGAUCACAGUCAACAAAUGAGGGUGCCUGGGGACAUGCAGGGCCUGGGUUUACCUCCACAUCACCCGCGGAACAAAGGAGGAGUAGUAUGAGGGUGGGGCUAAAGGCUAUCAAAACUGGUCACCUAGAGCGUUGGGGACAAAGAAUAAAAGGAGUAGACUUCUGGGCAUGGUAGAAUAUAUUUGGGGCAUAAUGCGCAGACAGGGGUAUGGUGGGGUGUGGGUACAGCGGAGGUAAGCCCAGGCACUGGGUGAUGAUAAGAGAGGUUGUAUCUCUGGACAUGCUGGUUGUAAUGGGUGAGGUCACCGCAUGUGUGGGAGGUGGUACAAAGGAGGUAUCAGAGGUAUGAAGAGUGGAACUAGGGGCUCCAUUGUAAACUAAAACAAUGGACAUUAAUAUGGGGUUAGUCCCCCCUUUGCUGCUAUGACAGCCUCAAUUCUUCUGGCAAGGCUUUCCACCACAUGGUGGAACAUUGCUGCAGGAACGCUUCCAUUCAGCCACAAGAGCCUUAGUGAUGUCGGACGAUUAGGCCAGGCUCGCAAUCGGCGUUCCAAUUCAUCCCAAAGAUGUUCAAUGGGGUUGAGGUCAGGGCUCUGUGCAGGCCAGUCAAGUUCUUCCACAUUGUAUGCUCUAGAGAUUUCCCUUCAUUGGAACUAAGGGGCAUAGCCCAAACCAUGAAAAACAGCCCCAGAACAUUAUUCUUCCUCCACCAAACUUUACAGUUGGCACUAUGCAUUUGGGCAGGUGGCGUUCUCCUGGCAUCCGCCAAACCCAGAUUCGUCCUUCGGACUGCCUGAUGGUGAAGUGUGAUUCAUCACUCCAGAGAACACGUUCCACUGGAAGUUUGGAACUUAGUAGUGAGUGUUCCAACCGAAGACAGAUGAUUUUUACACGUUAGGCGCUUCAGCACUCUGCAGUCCCAUUCUGUGAGCUUGUGUGGCCUACCACUUCGCGGCUGAGCCGUUGUUGCUCCUAGACGUUUCCACUUCACAAUAACAGCACUUACAGUUGACCGAGGCAGUUCUAGCAGGGCAGAAAUUUGACAAACUGACUUGUUUGGAAAGGUGGCAUCCUAUGACGGUGCCACAUUGAAAGUCACUGAGCUCUUCAGUAAGGCCAUUCUACUGCCAAAGUUUAUCGAUGGCGAUUGCACCUGUCAGCAAUGAGUAUGGCUGAAAUAGCAGAAUCCACUAAUUUGAAGGGGUGUCCACAUACGUUUGUAUAUUUUGUGUAAAUAAAAAAGGAACCAUUUGAAA
This is a messenger RNA of Oncorhynchus keta (chum salmon), 6551 nucleotides long. Its product is annotated as collagen and calcium-binding EGF domain-containing protein 1-like. Gene Ontology annotation, molecular function: calcium ion binding. NCBI's taxonomy places the organism in Eukaryota, Metazoa, Chordata, Actinopteri, Salmoniformes, Salmonidae. The transcript is spliced from 11 exons. Bases 233 to 1408 code for a protein of 391 amino acids. The record is from RefSeq and is a predicted model, not a curated record.